This is a messenger RNA of Olea europaea var. sylvestris, 5327 nucleotides long. RefSeq lists its product as uncharacterized. The record is from RefSeq and is a predicted model, not a curated record. Bases 158 to 616 code for a protein of 152 amino acids. Lineage: Eukaryota; Viridiplantae; Streptophyta; Magnoliopsida; Lamiales; Oleaceae. The transcript has 4 exons.
UCUGUUUCGAAUGAAUUUAUAAGAGUCAAAAUGAAUUCUCCCCAUCCAAUGAUUCAAUUGCCAAUUUCCCAUUGGUACUACUAUUUGAAAUUGGAAAUCUGCUGAUUCCCUCACUGCAAAUAUUCAAUUAAAAUCUCAAAAGAACUGAAGGAAACUGAUGGGCGGAGGAGAAGCAGGCGGUGGCGGCGGUGGUGGAGAGAAGGGGAUUGUGAGUGCAGCGGCUGCCGCAACAGAAAUUACGCUUUUAGUACCUUCUGUAACAGAUGCAAACAGCCGCGCCUUCUUGUCGAUUACAAGACCCCUGCAGAUUCCAAAUGCCUCCCCCGGAUCGGCGAUUGGAUUUGCACCGGUGAGUAUGCAAUCAGUUCCGGGGUUUGAUUUAAUGCUGGGAUGUAACACCAACAAGCCUAAUAUUAUAUACCCGACUAUACCCAGUGAAAGCUCGGCUAUUCCUACAACUUUGCAAGUCAGCCUUCAAGUGCCACGUGUACCAGCAGCUCCUAUUCUCCUCGGGAAAGGGGCAAAGCAGUGGCGUGACAUUGCAAUAAUCACAAUUAUGCAUCUCGAGCACAAUGUAAUAGGUGCAAAACUCAGAGAGGUGGUGAGUGUUGCGUAGCUUUUAUAAUCUGAAAACCUUUCAUUUUUCAUACUUUGGCAAUUGAAAAAUUAACCAAGACAGAAAAAGGGAGGUUCGUAGACUGUUACUUUGAUACAAUAAUAGGACUUUGGGGAAUUUACACAAACGUUACUAAAAUUGAAAGUUUAAAAAAAUUUUUGACUUUCACCAAUUUUUUCCAAAAAUGUCAAUUUUCCCUACAAAAUGUCCACUUUACCCUUGAACACCUUUUUGGAGCAAUAAAUGCUUGAUUUGAAUGCAAUUAAUGGUAUGAUGUGAUUAAUUUUUUUCUUUAAUUUUAACAUUGAAGAUAUCAAUAUUAUAUUGUAUAAUAUGAUUUUUUUGAUUAAAAAAGGGGUGAAAUCUUUACAAAAUACACACACACACGAAUUGUAAGAGUUUCUUCUUCUUCAUCAUCUCCACUCCAUCAUCAACAAGGAAACAAUGAAAGCCAUUGAUCAAUUUCAAAGGUGAGCUAGUAGAAAAAAAUUCUUCUCAUGUCAUACUCGACUACUUUAAAUGUUCAAUACUCAUGAUCAUAUUUAAAUGACUCUUUUCAAUCUCUUAUUCAUUGAUGUGUUUUAUUUUUGGUAUAUUUUAGAAAGAAAAAUAAUACAAAUAUUCUUUAGAAAAUGUGAAGGAUUCCAUAUUUAAUUCCACAUUUAAUGAAGCAUCGAAUGAUAUCUUCUUCAUUUGUAGAAAGAUACAGUGAUGUUGUAGUUGAGAAUUGAUUGUGACCUUUAAUAUUUUCAAUCAAAUCUUCAAACAGUGAAACACAUGAUAUUUAUCUUCCUCGAUAGUUAUGUCAGUUGAACUGUCGAGUAGUAUCUUCGAAACAGUCGAGUUAGACAUUUUAAUUGUCGAACUCGACACUUAGUGACUGUAGGGAUAGAAAAUUUAAUUGUCGAUUUCGACACCUGAAAACUGUUAACCUUUUAUAUCUUUGGUAGUACAUGGAUCUAAGUAUUCUCAUGUGCCAAUUUGAUGUUAUGAAAUGUCGACAUAUGAAUGUGCAGAAUUCUCACUUUUGCAGUCUCAACAUUUCGGGUAUGACUCAUGAUUUGAGAUUCAUCGUGUCGCAUGGAAGAAAUUUCUUUCACUUGGAUGAUGAAUGGAAAUGGAGAGGGGACAAAACCACUUCCAUUUUAGCAUCGAGAAGUAUUACCGUAGCAGAACUUGUGUUAUGGUUGAAAGACAAAUUUGGUAUCGUUGAAUCCUGCAAUGAAAUCAAAUUGAAGUUUAAAGUCCCAAACUUGAAUAUACCUUCGGCAGAGAUACGCGACGAUGAGGACUUACAAUGGUACAUAUCUGUUCAUAAGGAAACCGCACUCUGCGUCACUAUUUUGGAAAUCGAGUUCCCGAGUGUUGAUAUGGCAACGGAUGCAAACUGUGCAGGGAACUUGUUCGGCCCAACGGAAUGUCCGCAGAAUGUACAACAUAACGAGAUCAAUCAUCAGCACAAUGUGUCGUAGACCCAAGCACCCGAACCUCCAAUUGACCGUAUAGAGGUUGCAGCAUUCGAUGACCACUCAGACAACCCAUUACAUGGUAUAGAUGGUGAUGUUAUUGCUGAAAUUGACGAGACAAUGUUAUCAAAUUCUAGAACUUCGUGCAUAGAUGAGUGGAUUACAGCUGCAAAUACAUCCGUUCUCGUCGAGAAGCAAAUAUUAUUUAGCAAGAAACAGUUGUACUCGAAGCUUCAUGUACUUGCUUUGCAAGAGAAGUUCCAAUUUCAGGUAAGUAGGUCAAGCUUGAAAAUGUCAACAGUUGUCUGUGUGAUGAUAAUUGCAAGUGGAUACUACGUGCUUCUAUUGUCAAGCAAUUUGCAAUUUUCAUGAUCCGUAAAUUCAUUACAAUUCACACAUGUUCCCUUGAUUUUCGUCGUAACGCACAUCGGCAUGCCACUAGUUUUGUAAUUAUGGAGCACAUUUUGGGAAAAUUGGAUACUCCAUACCGAUCAUAUCAUCCUACUGAUAUUGUACGUGAUAUGGAACGUGAGUUUGGUGUGAAAAUCAGUUAUAGCAAAGCACGUAGGGGGAAGCUCCAUGCCUUAAAUAUGCUACAUGGUACGCCAGAGGACAGUUUUCAGAAAUUAUCUUCGUACUGUCACGUCGUAGGAGAGAGUAACCUGGGGACCAUAACCCACAUUGAAGUUGAUUCUCUUUAUAGGUUUCAUCACUUCUUCGUAGCUUUUAGUGCAAGCAUUCGUGGUUACAUGCAGUACUUGAGACCCGUUAUUUGUGUUAAUAGCAGUCACUUGAAGGGUCCAUACAAAGGUACACUCCUAGUGGCAACUGCCCAAGAUGGUAACAAACAGAUUUAUCCAUUAGCAUGGGGGAUCGUGGAUGCUGAAACCAAUAAAUCCUGGAAGUGGUUUAUGUCAAAUGAGCUGUUCCAACUUUUCGGGUCGAGGACUUCGAAUGACUCAUGGGACAGAUUCGUAGAGUGAGCGAAAGAGCGCACGGGUACUUAGAGUGAGCAGGUUAUUCAUUUUGGUCCAGAGCACUAUUUAUUGGACACCGUUACAACAUUAUGACAAACAACAACAAAUAGUUCUUGAACUCGAUGUUGAGAGAAGCCCGGUCGUUACCGAUAAGUGCUUGGUUGAACACAUUCGGAGUACUAUGCAGAAAUAGUUUUACGAACGUCGAACAAAUGCGGAAGAAUGCAGUACCUUAUUGACGCCGAUGAUGGAGAACGAGUUACAGACGACGUUCGAAAAUGGAACUAGGCUUCGAGCCCAUGUCCUAACAAACAACUUCACGUAGGUUGGAAUAUCCAACGACACGGACAUAGUUGACUUGUCCGAAGAUACCUGCACAUGUCGUGACUUCCAAGUAAAUCAUAUGCCAUGUGUUCAUGCAAGUCGUGCCGCUUGCUUUAGAGGGAAGUCUAUUUACGAGCUUUGCUUCCCUUAUUACACAUCGGAUACUGGAGGGGUGCUUACAACGAAGCUAUAUAUCCUGUUUCGAAGGAAGUGAAUUGGGUUGUUCCGAACUUAAUUACAUGUACUCCUAUUUUGUCACCACUCGUACGUCGUCCUCCAGGUAGACCACCAACCCGACGUAAGCGUUCUAGGUACGAGUCUGCAUGGUCUAACAGAAAAUGUACUCGUUGUGGUGGAGUUGGUCAUAACCCGUGUUCAAACCCCAAUGUAUCACAUGUUCCUUAGAGAUUUGUGGUCUAAUAGACGUUGUAUGUUCAUUAUUCCGUACUACAUCAAACAUUUUGAAGUUAUGUUUUAAAGUUUAUGAUAAUUACUGUUCUUGCAUGUUGCGCAGCCUUUUGUGCACAUGCAAAUUUCAGACUCUGUUCAGCACGUACUGAACAUCCCGCCCUGUUAAAAUGUCGGUCCUGACAGAUGUGUUACUUAUUCUCGACAAUUGACAGAACCUUGCACUGCACUGCACUCACGGUCUGCUUCACAGAUAUUGUAAACUGUACAUGUUGGGAACACAAAACAACAUAACGGAACCGGUUGGACACUGUACAUGUUUUUUUAUUUUCCAUCUAAAAAUGUAAUCUUCAAUCCCCAAGAUAUUUACUAUCAUUUGCAUCAUCGUAAAUCGUGGACUAAAGUUAGUGUAUGAUAAACACAAUUUCAUAACACCCGUUCAACAUACUGCAAAAUACAGAUCCAUUUACAAACAUAUGAUCCUUAAUGCCCGACAGUUAAUAUGUUGUUCCCGACAGAUAGUCUCAGUAAUUCUCGACAGUUGGAUCGGAACACACAAACUACACUACUCGAAUUACAUCUUAGGGACAUGUUUAUGUAGACUUUUUGGUUUUGUCUAACCAAAGUCAUCCCUACAAAAUACCUAACUAUACAAUACUUAUUCACUACAUUCUCUGGGUGUCACUUCAGUCGUCGUCGACAACAACUGAACCAUCUUCCCCGCUUCCUCACCUGACUCGUCCGACGAGAUGAUAAUUACCUCGUUUGGUGCCUCUUACGCCAUCCAGUCAUCGUCUUCCGAAUCCCCCUCGUAUCCGGCGUCGAGCUUGAAGACCUCAUCGAGCACACCGUUCGGUGAUUGCGCACCCUCGUUGGAAACAUCUUCUAAGUUGGGAAAAGGACCAGGGGAAAUGGUUCUCCUACCAAUACGAGGGCUAACUUCCUCAUCAUCUAAUGAAAUAUAGAUUGAAAAUAAUGGAGAUGAACCGAGAACUGGUAGUGGCUCGUUGAUGUUCAACGGUUCGGUGUUUUCUGUGGAAGAACUCAUUACGUGAACGUAUUUUAGUAUUGAUGGAACGAUAAGUGUCUGUGAGAAGUUGAAUGUCUCACAGUGCUUUUCAAGUAGCUUGUUUGUAAGUGAGAAUGAACCCCCACAGUAUUUAUAAGCUACUUGAAGGAGAAGCAAUUAUGGUUUUCAUCUACCCAGCCACCAAGUCCAAUCUCUUUGUAAAUUUGAAAAGCAAUUGAUGUGAUGGUUGAAUAAAUGAAGUGUACUUUUAUCCUCCAUUUUUCCAUACUUAGUACGAUCUUAAACACUCUUUAAUCAUGUCUACAAUUAAGGAAAUAUCCAUACCUGCAACAGAAAAUUCCUCAAUCAAACUGCUAGUUUUCAAUUGCCAUGCUUGUGAUGGUAUAGUUUCUCACACUUACGGGUCAUCAUCGCAACGCACAUGUAAGACGAAGAACGGGAAUUUUUUUUUACACAUUAACUGAUUUAUGAAUUACUUGUACCGUGGUUGUCAUGAUUUUGACACU